CUUUUAUCAGGCAGGCAGGUAGCUAGUAACACGACAAACCCUGACACGCUGGUUCCUUUAAGUAGGCUCAGAGAGAGCCUUUCCAUGCUUCUCCCUAUCGUCAGUAAGACUACGGUCCAUUUCUCCUGAUCUCUGUCCCUUCUGUAUGGUGACCAGCUCUGUGGAUCCAUGCUUUGCUCGGUUCCCACCUUUCCUCUUUCACUAUCUAUAACCUCCGAGCUAGCUAGGGACCUACCACUACUAGCAUCAUGACCCAUCAGGCCAAACGACGACGGCUUGGAACCCAGCCAACUGCCACUGUAGGCGAUGGCAUUGAGUGUUUGGACGGUUACUACUCACCGGCAUCGAAAUUCGAGCAGGAUUCCUGGAAUGGAUUCUGUGAGCUGGAUUCUGAACCUGCUAUUUUCAAUGUGAUGCUCCGGGAGUUCGGAGUAAAGGGGAUCAAAAUCCAAGAAGUCCUGUCGCUUGACGAGGAGAUGAUGGCAUUUCUGAAUAAACCCAUAUAUGGUCUGAUUUUCCUGUUCCGUUGGCGCGAGGAUGAUCCAGAUAAGCAAGAAGCAAGCUGCCCGGAGGGCCUCUGGUUUGCUAAUCAGACAGCCAGCAAUGCUUGCGCCAGUGUGGCGCUUCUAAACAUCGUCAACAACAUCACCAAUAUCGACCUUGGGGAGAAUUUGCAGAGUUUCAAAGACUUUACCAUGCCUUUCACACCCGCACUGAGGGGAGAUGCAAUAAGUAACUUCGAAUUCGUCAAGAGAAUACAUAAUUCAUUCGCCAGGAAGAUGGACAUGCUUAGCUCAGACUACCAGCUCAAAGCUGAGGCUACAUCCAAGCGAAGUAGACCAGCCAAGUACAAGCCCGCUGAUAAUAAAGCAGACGCGGGUUUUCACUUCAUUGCCUUCGUCCCUGCCUUGGGUAAAGUUUGGAAGUUCGACGGCUUAGAACGUCAACCUCAGGCGCUUGGCUCUUGCGCAUCGGAUGAAGAUUGGCUGAGCCUGGUAAAGCCUGAUAUUCGCGCCAGAAUGGAGGCAUAUGAAGAAGAUCAGAUAGAGUUUUCUAUCCUGAGUGUUGCUAGAGAUCCGCUCCCUGAGCUUGUCAAUCAAUUAGCUGCCAAUGUAAGGAGCCUAGAAAUCAUUCAAGAGCGCUUGACCUCAAUUCCCGAGAGCUCUGCUGGUCUUGAAUCCACUCUGGCGGAUUCGAUAUACGAAAAUACCAUCCUGGGACCGGAUGAAGGCUAUGCGUUGACAAGGAAAACCAUCGACCAAGUGACCAUCCAUGAAAGACAAGAGAGAGAAUACCAGACAUGUUCAGUGGAAGAACUUAAUCAUCACCGGCAGAGGUUAGGUCAUGCUCAACAGGAACUACGAGCAGCAAUCCGAGAAGAGCAACAGUCGCAGCAAACGGAUGAGGACUAUGCUGAAGGACGAAGAUAUGAUUAUGGGCCGGCCAUUCGAACAUGGCUACGCUUUCUAGCACGCAAAAGGCUGAUAGAGGACUUGUUGUGAAGACUCCAUCAGAACAUCCUGUCAUUUUCGUUUGCUUUGUCGUCCUUCUCCACCAAAGCGGAUUGGAAGAAAAAUAAUGUUUGACUGUUCUACGUAGAGCGUGCCCUAGGAGCACUCCACCGCGGAUGACUACAUUAGCGUUGAAUGGACAUAAGAUAGUAUUCUUGUGACAGAUGAUGGUUGCUGUCCGGUGACUUUGAUUACUCGGUCAUCGAAACUAUGGAGGCUGUGGGAGGUGUCAUGAUAUGAGGUAAAACAUGGAAAGCGGAUGGAAAGCGGAUGGAAAGCCCAUACGGACGGUCGGAGUACUUUCGCUUGAUAUAUUGCAUAUAGGUAUAUCAUGUGUGUAGUGUGCCC
Messenger RNA from Aspergillus vadensis CBS 113365, 1859 nucleotides. Its product is annotated as ubiquitin C-terminal hydrolase 37. Gene Ontology annotation, molecular function: cysteine-type deubiquitinase activity. Gene Ontology annotation, biological process: ubiquitin-dependent protein catabolic process; protein deubiquitination. NCBI's taxonomy places the organism in Eukaryota, Fungi, Ascomycota, Eurotiomycetes, Eurotiales, Aspergillaceae. The transcript has 6 exons. The record is from RefSeq and is a predicted model, not a curated record. Bases 249 to 1502 code for a protein of 417 amino acids. Gene Ontology annotation, cellular component: cytoplasm.